Scatophagus argus is the source of this 3032-nucleotide messenger RNA. RefSeq names its product 5'-AMP-activated protein kinase subunit gamma-1-like. The coding region runs from base 321 to 1319 and encodes 332 amino acids. The transcript has 13 exons. The record is from RefSeq and is a predicted model, not a curated record. NCBI's taxonomy places the organism in Eukaryota, Metazoa, Chordata, Actinopteri, Scatophagidae.
UCAAACAGUCUCUUCCUCCACAAAAGUUAACUAAUGUGACUUUCUGAAGCAUGCUAACAGUAGCAGCUAGCGGUUAACUAGCUAAUUCUUUGCGAGGUUAUAUUAGUAGAGCAGAUGAGUUCACCUUAAUGUCAACCGCCGGAAAGCACGUAACGUUUUUUUUAACCUGUGGCGAAAGUAACUAUCGCACAUUCAAUAAUGAAAUAAGACAGCAUGCAUAACGGCUCACCAGGUCAAGUGAACUGUAAGCCUAAGCUGAAAUAGAAAGUCACCUCGACGCUUGACUAGCUCAAUGCUAAAGCUUCGCUAACGUUACUGUUAUGGUUUCGUUCAGGAUUCCAGCAACUAUUGAUGAUCUUGAGGGGAAGAAGGACCCAGUUGUAGAGGACCCAGAGCACAAUGUGUACACCAGGUUUAUGAAGUCUCACCGGUGUUAUGACCUUGUACCUACCAGCUCCAAAUUGGUUGUGUUUGAUACAUCGCUUCAGGUCAAGAAGGCAUUUUUUGCUCUUGUUUCUAAUGGGGUAAGAGCAGCACCUCUGUGGGACAGUAAGAAGCAGUGCUUUGUUGGUAUGCUAACCAUCACAGACUUUAUUAACAUCCUUCAUCGUUACUACAAAUCUCCAUUGGUUCAGAUAUAUGAGUUGGAAGAGCACAAAAUUGAGACGUGGAGAGAGGUGUACCUUCAAGAUUCUUUCAAGCCCUUGGUUAACAUAUCUCCCAAUGCAAGUUUGUAUGAUGCCGUAUCAUCCCUGCUGAAGAAUAAGAUUCACAGACUACCUGUUAUCGACCCCAUGACAGGAAACACACUCUAUAUUCUCACACACAAGCGGAUUCUCAAAUUCCUAAAGCUCUUUAUAUCAGAGAUGCCAAAACCUUCGUUCUUGAAUCAAACCAUUGAGGAACUGAAAAUCGGAACAUUCCAGAACAUAGCAGUGGUCCGUGCAGACACACCGCUGUACACGGCGCUGGGUAUUUUUGUUGAGCAGCGGGUGUCAGCGUUGCCUGUUGUGGAUGACAAAGGUCGAGUGGUGGAUAUAUACUCAAAAUUUGAUGUUAUAAACCUGGCAGCAGAGAAGACGUACAACAACCUGGAUGUGACAGUGACCAAAGCCUUGCAGCACCGCUCUCAAUACUUUGAAGGAGUGCUGACCUGCAACAGGCAUGAGACCCUGGAGGCAAUCAUCAACAGAUUGGUGGAGGCAGAGGUGCACAGGCUGGUUGUGGUGGACGAGCAGGAUGUGGUGAAGGGAAUUGUCUCCCUUUCAGAUAUUCUCCAGGCGCUUGUGCUUACUGACAGUGAAGAGGGCACAGCUUGAUGAAGUAACUCAAGACAGGGUGCACAGUUUGAAGAGAAGGUCAGAACGACGGGAGAAAGAGAACAGGCAUGUGAAAGAGGAAUUAAGACUAUAUGUUGAAGUAUCAUCAUCUAUCUCCUGUAACCAGCUUUCCUAUACUCACACAUGAAGACUUUUCCCUCUCUGCAAGAAGUUUUAGCCACCCAGCAAUAUAAAAUGCUAAUAGCACAGGAAAUAUAAGAGUAAAUUGAGCCAAAUUUCAAGCCACACGAGAAAGCACAAGAGAGAUCUGAAAAGGAACUCUUUGCUCUCAGGAUGACCUGAGAUCAUUCCCACAUCUCUGUGACUGUACUUGCCUAUGAAUAAGGGGAUCAUUCAUUGUUGCGUUGAUUACAAAUGUAUUACCGAUCAUAAAUAAAGCAAUCAGUUACCAGCAAAAGAAAAACAAAACAACAAUAGCAAAGAAAAAAAAUUAACCUGUAAUUUUGUGUUGGUAGUAUUUCAUUUCUGUGAUGGGACUAAAAUUCACAUGCACAUAAGCCUGUUUAGGGGUAAUUUUAAACACUGUGUAACUUUGUCGCAUCAGCAUUCAGUGUUUGUUUUUUUGGUAUAUUAUGACAUUUGAGUAGUAUGUUAACAUCUUUUUUUUUCUUUUUUAUAACCUUGAGGAACUGCACUCUUCCAAUUUGUAAUACAUAUGGAUGGACUCAUGGUUACUGGUAUUUACCUGUGUGAAUGCGCCAUACAUGCAGGAUAUAAAAACUAGCGAUGAGCUAGCUUUGUGUAAAGUUUGUAAAAAUCAUUUAUCUUAAUAUAUAAUUCAAACACUAAACCUUGGAGAUGGUCAGUAGUUUGUACUGGUUAGUCAUAUUUUGAAAUGGUUUCACAGGCAUAAAAUGAUAAAGGCCUGGUCACAUCUAAUUAAAUUGUGAAAAAGCCAGGACUUUUCCAGGUUUAUCUUUAGGACCCGUUGCUCCAGAAAUAGCUCUGGAUAAUUUUAAAGCCAGUUUCAAUGAACUGAAAAUUUUGAUUCAUGUCAUUUUGUAAACAAUUAGCUGCCACAGUUAACAGUGUGUAAAGAAUUCAGGUCUGUUGUGUGGACAUACAACAAAGCAGCAAACUGGAAGAGCACUUAAGGCUCCCAAAACAACCUCAUUGGUGAAGUCUAGAACAGCAUAGGAGAAUCUGCUGUACAGACGACAGUUAAUUGUUGAUAUUUAUGGGUUUCAGGUUUUGCCAUUUUGUAUCAGUUACCAUAUUUAACAAGAUGUUUAAUGGACUGUAUAUUUCACUUUAAAGACACCUUUUUUUUCUGUCUGUUCUAUUACCCACUCUUUGGGUUUUGGCACUAUAAGUGUUAAAGGGAUUUGUGUAUUGUGUGGUCCAAAUAGUCAAAUUAACAAUUCAAAUUUUUGUGGUAUUGCUCAUGUACUGCUUUAUAUCUUUUUGGUUUGUUAUGUAGAUGUAACUUACAGUCAGUGAUGACUUGUCAGAUCAUCACAUCUUAUAAGUGUAUUCAACUGUUUUCAUUGUCAUUUCAUUUUGGGGACUUUUGGGGAAUAACUAAAUACCAGCAUUCUCUUCCAUUUCCAUAAUUUAAGUCACGCAUAUGCCACACUUCCUGUUUUGGUAUAGAUUAAUGUAUACAACUGUAUGUAAAUGCACAAGUUUUGUACUAAUCUGCAUUGAGAUUGUAAUUUAAAGGAUGAGCAAUAAAGUUUCUUUGAGCUUCUU